Molecule: messenger RNA, 3495 nt
Organism: Adineta ricciae
Lineage: Eukaryota; Metazoa; Rotifera; Eurotatoria; Adinetida; Adinetidae
Source: the annotation of a GenBank genome assembly
AUGCCAAACGAAACAGCAACAGCAACAUCAACUACAACCAGCUGUUCAGCCUGGCAACAAUCCUCAGCGACCAACUCUAACAAAACUUCUACAGACACACCACCAGAAACUGCUCUUUUACCACCGAAAGACUGGCCCAGUCUCGCUGAAGCAACUGUAGAACAAACGGUGUCAACAAAUGAACAGACCGUGUCGAAUGAAAACGGAACAUCUCAACCGAAUACACCUCGAACACGAAAAAAGAAGGGUAAACAAAAAUGGGUGCCACUUCCAUUAGAACAGCAAGAAACUAAUGGUGAGGGUGAAAACUCAACUAACACUGAUGCUCAAAACGGUGCUAAUCGUCCAGCAACAGCAACAAAAGCAGCAACAUCAAAAGGUGGUCAUGGAAAUCGAAGUUCACGUGCAGGACGCGGAGGCAGUCGAAAUCGUGCACGUAGUCUUGAUGGUGCUGCACCAAAAAAAAGUCGAAAAAACCGCGCUGCAGCUGCUGCUGCAUCAGCAGCGGCCGCCGCUGCCUAUCAACAAACGUACGAUGCAUAUCAAGAUUAUUACUCAUAUUACUAUUAUGGACCAGAAAGUGGUACUGAAGUUCCAUGGCGUUCUGAUAAACAAAACAAACGUAAGAAGAAACUCGAAGGACCACUUGGAAUCGACCCUAAUGCCGAAGUCGAAGAUACAACAAGUGCUGAUAAUUCUCAUGAAGCAGCUAUUAAACGUGAUGUGCAUAAGUUUAUCUUCGAUGAUGAAGCUGUAGUGGUUGACGAUUGUUCUUUCGUACUCCCAUAUAUAGAAGGUGCUUACUAUUAUCAAUCUACAACACCGCCCCCUGCUACUGAUAUACCUUUAACCGACAUUGAUGUUAAUAUAGAUGAAUACACAACUCCACUAGUACCUGCUUACACUGAACAACAACUGAAAGAACUUCUUCGUCGUCAAGUCGAGUAUUAUUUCAGUAAUGAAAAUCUCGAAGCAGAUAUCUUUCUUCGACAACAAAUGUCUAAAGAUGGCUAUGUACCCUUGUCAUUGAUUGCAAGUUUCAAUCGAGUUCAAACGCUAUGCGACGACAUUAAUUUGAUAGCUGAUGCGGUAAAAGACAGUCUUAUUAUUGAAUUGAAUGAUAAGUGUAUGGCACGUUGUCGAACCGAACCAUUACGAUGGCCUCUUAUUAUGGAUGUUAGUAAUCAUUUGACAGCGCUGAACCCAGAUGUACCUGAUUUUCAACCGGGUAAAAUGUGGAAGAAUGAGAAUGAAAACAGUAAAAUUUUGAAUGGAUUAGAUGAUGAAUCGCAUCUAUUAGAGAAAGGAAGAUCAACAACGAAUGAAGUUGACUGGAGUCACGUGCCGACGAAACGAAAGAAACCAGCUAAGAAAAAGGAGAAAAAAGAACAACACCAGCAACAACAAUCUCAAACAACUUCCGAACAACAACAGUCACAGCAACAGCAACAACAACAUCAAGCAAAACAACCAAAUACUCAAUCGGAUAAUCGUGAAGAAUUGGACUUUAAAUUCGACGAAGAACUGCCCAGUACACAGACUAAUAAUAGUACGAAUAAUACACUCUCAUCUUACCUUCCACCAUCAUUUUUUCCACAAAAUCGGCAAAAUCGACGUCGUACAACAUCAUUAACACUUGAUUUACACGAUGAAUCCGACAAAGACGAAUCCGAUUUUGAGUUGGAUGAUGACGAUAUCGAUAAAAUCCUUAUUAUUACACCAACACCACCAUCAAACCGUAAACAACAUCAUAAGAAUCAUGAUCGCACUGGUGAAUACACACCGCGAGCACGAAUGACAGCCGAAAUAGCGAAAAUCAUUGAUGAUGGCCUAAGAUGGUACGAAGAAGAAUUAUGGCAUGAUCGACCAUCAUCAGCAACAACAAAUGAGAAAACAGUGAAACUAAUCAGUCAAGAAGAAAUGGAUGUUCUACGUAAAGCAUCGAAUCAAUCUCAAUCGGUUAGUGGAAGAAAGAUCAGUGCUGAUGAUGAUGACACUGAGAAUAAUCAAAACUCUCGAGCACAAGAUGAUAAAGAAAACAAUCAAUCAGUGACAAACAAUGAAAAACUAUUGCGUAGUCCAGCAAUCACUAUUAGUCGUUCGAAUAACCGUGCACCGCCACAAGUCGAACCAUUUUUCCGACCGAAACAUCCUCCAACAACAAAUCAACAUCAACACCAACAGAAUCUAUUGGAAUCAUUAACAGAUGAUUUCACUUCACAUUCAUUACCUGCUAAUACUGAUGCCGGUGUCGUACCAACUAUAAAAUCAAAACCCAUAGCGAAGACUGCAAAUGAAAAGAAACAACAGUCGCAAGCGUCGAAUGAAUAUCCAGAAGAACCACGAACGCCUCAUUCUCGUGCAAAAAAUGUCGCUCGAUUUUAUCCCGUUACCAAAGAUGCCCAUGUCGUUAAACCGGAUACACCGGGUUUGAAACGUAAAACUCGUCAUAGUGAAAAUCCACCGGUAGAAAGUUCAGUUGGUUGGGUAUUCGACUCACGUGGUCAUCCAACUACAGCGACAGCAUCAACUUCAACAGCAGCAGCAACAACAACAACAACAACCACCACCACCACCACCACAGCGACUACAGGCAAACAACGAAGUAAUACUACAACCAGUGCAUCAAGUCGCCAGCAAGACUUCUAUGAUCAAUAUUCAUCAUCAUACAAUGAGAAUCGUUAUUGGUAUGGCAAUUCAUAUGGCAGUAAUUCGAAUCUGUAUGAUUAUUAUGGUUCAACACCGGUGGAAAUUCCCCAAUUUCAACAUCCAUCGCAUUCAUUGUUACAACAGAAUGGUUUUACCCAACAAGUCUAUCUAAAAUACAAACAACAAUGUCUCGACGAAAGAACGAAACUUGGACCUGGUCAAUCUAUGGAAAUGAAUACUCUCUAUCGUUUUUGGUCAUUUUUCUUACGUGAAAACUUCAAUCGUCGGAUGUAUAACGAAUUCAGACAAUAUGCUGUUGACGAUAGUAAAACAGGUCAUAGAUAUGGACUCGAGUGUUUAUUCCGAUUCUAUACAUAUGGUCUUGAAAAACAUUUUCGUCAAGAAGUUUUGGAAGAUUUUGAAAAUGAAACACUUCGUGAUCACGAUGCUGGUAAAUGGUUGGAUCGAGAAGAUCUUGUUUCACUUUCUUGUUUAGGACAAUUAUAUGGUAUGGAGAAAUUUUGGGCAUUUCUGAAAUAUUCACGACGAAAACCAAAAAUUAAUCCAAAACUUGAGGAAAUUUUGAAGAAAUUCAAACGUCUUGAAGAUUUUCGUGUCGAUGGUGCUUCGUUUCCACAACAAUUCUAUUCGACGAAAUCAGGAAUAAUAACUGUUCCAGCACCAGAAGCAGUUGCAGCUGCAGCAGCCAAAGAAGCCGCAAUAGGAAAUAACAGUGAUACAUCAACAAUGCCAAAUUCAUUAAAGACUAGCGGUGAACAUUUUCCAUCUCGUAAUCGUGCUCCACCAAGACAACAAAAUCGACGGACCACUUCUGAACGAUGUUAA